This is a messenger RNA of Pyricularia grisea, 1473 nucleotides long. RefSeq lists its product as uncharacterized. Gene Ontology annotation, molecular function: double-stranded DNA binding; ATPase activator activity. The transcript has a single exon. Gene Ontology annotation, cellular component: transcription factor TFIIH core complex; transcription factor TFIIH holo complex. The coding region runs from base 1 to 1473 and encodes 490 amino acids. NCBI's taxonomy places the organism in Eukaryota, Fungi, Ascomycota, Sordariomycetes, Magnaporthales, Pyriculariaceae. Gene Ontology annotation, biological process: nucleotide-excision repair. The record is from RefSeq and is a predicted model, not a curated record.
AUGUCUCAACAACCGAUCAUUACGUUAUCCGAUCAUCUCGAGAAGCAGAAUGGCGCUACUUUUAAGAAACUAUACCAACAGCCCGCUACGGCUUUCGCCAUCUUCCGCCGGAUGCUUCCCCCAUUAGCCAAAACCUUUGUCAUGUCGCUUCUGUAUAUGCCGCAGCCACUGCCGCUUACUGCUCUGGACUCUUGGGUGAAGCCAGAGGCGAAGAAGAACAAGGACCAGGCGCUUUCCAUUCUACGUUCUAUGCAUAUUACUACCAUAACACCAGUUACCAAGGAGAAGCCGAUACAGGAAAUGUCGUUGACUCCCAACUUCAAAAAGUCACUACGGUUGGCUCUUGAGGGUGGCGGCUCUCACAAUUCAUUCGGUGUUCCAUCAAGCCUGCCAAUACCGCCACAGGUCGAUGUCGCAUUUUUGGAUAAAUGGGCACGGUCAAGAUGGGAUGCCAUAUUACAUUAUGUGGUCAACAGCGUUGAAGAGACGGACUCGAUGGAGCCAAGCAAGAAAUACAACUUUGGAGGUUCAAAACUUCAGGAUACCGUCAAAACUCUGCUCGUGCAGGGUGGGCUUGUCCAGCGUCGAAGCUCAGAAAGGAUCAGCAUCACAAAAACAGGCUUCACGUUCCUCCUGCAAGAGGCAAACGCCCAAGUAUGGACGUUGCUCCUGCAGUGGCUACACAGCGUCAACGAGGACAACACUAAUAGGGCAGUUGACAUGUUGUCCUUCCUGUUUAUGCUUGGCACUCUGGAACUUGGUCAAGCCUACGAUACAGGGGCACUUUCGGAAGAACGCCGGAAUAUGCUGCCUGAUUUGAACGACUUUGGUCUGGUAUACAUACCGCCCAGCAAUCCAGAUCAAUACUUCCCUACUCGUCUCGCCACAACCCUCACUAGUGGAUCUUCGGCACUUAGGAGUGUUAGCUCAGGCGUUGCGGCUGCCACGGCGGAGGCGGGUGAGAACAAUACCAAGGGGGCCAUCAUUCUAGAGACCAAUUUCCGCAUCUAUGCGUACACGAGCACGCCGCUCCAAAUAGCCAUUCUGGCACUCUUUGCCAACCUAAAGAUGCGCUUCGCAGGUAUGGUUACUGGACAGCUCAGUCGGCACUCGAUCAAGCGUGCCAUCUCCCACGGCAUCACAGCCGACCAAAUCAUCGAAUACCUAGCAUCACAUGCGCACGAGCAAAUGCACCGCAUCGCAGCCAUCCGCAACAAGCCAGUCCUGCCACCUACAGUUGUAGAUCAAAUCCGUUUGUGGCAACUCGAGACGGAGCGCAUGCAAGUCCAGAGGGGCUACCUAUUCAAGGAUUUUGAAAGCCAGGCCGAAUUCAAGGCCAUCGCCGACUACGCGGAUGAGGUCGGUGUUUUGAUAUGGCGCAGCGACGCUCGGCAGCUAUUUUUUGCUAGCAAAACAGCAGAGAUUGCCAACUUUAUCAAGUCGGAGAAGCACCGUAAGAAGCUUGCUGCCUAG